Molecule: messenger RNA, 8881 nt
Organism: Penaeus vannamei (Pacific white shrimp)
Lineage: Eukaryota; Metazoa; Arthropoda; Malacostraca; Decapoda; Penaeidae
Source: RefSeq, a predicted model, not a curated record
AUGAUUAGCACAGGGAACGGAGCUGGGACAAAUUGGAGCCGCUGCCGAGCUCGGGUUGGUGGUGGGCGGAGGGCAGCAGCAGGAUGGAGGUGUUGGACGGCCGCCCAGCCCCUCAAGCCCGGAUCACAGCGACCCCAAGCACACCUCAACAUGGGCGGUGUGAGUCCCGCAGAGGGUCCCACUCCCCCUGCCCCCCCGCCGCCGCCGCCACAGCAGCAGCCACAACCCGACGGCUACUGGAAUAUGCACCUUGAGGUGCUCAGCAAGUUGAAGGGUGAGGGUAAGGACUGGUAUGAGGGAGACAGCCUGGAUGGUAUAGGACAGGCCGGAGCCCUAAAGCAAGAGCCAGACCCGUAUGCUCCUUACUCUCACCUCCACCAACACCACCCCAUGACCCCAGAAUCCAUGCAUGGACCCUCACUCAAUGGACCACACAACGGACCACAUAAUGGACCACAUAACGGACCACUCACUGGGCCUCACAACGGAUCUCACAUGGGGUACCCGCCUCUCCAGCAGCAGACCCAGCAGCAUCAGCACUAUCAGGGCUACCAGAGUCACCCUGGGAUGGGGGACAUGUCUCCCAUGUCGCCCAACUACCAGGGACACCCAAGACCUCCACCUCACCCGCAGCAGCACAUGAAUCAGCAGCACAUGGGUCCGCAGCAUAUGGGUCAGUACCCUGACCAGCAGCAUAUGGGUCACCCACACCCUGGCCAAUACCCAGGCCAGCCCAUGGGAGGUCACAUGGGCCAGGGCUUGCCAGGUCAGGGCCAUCCGGGGCAUGAAGGGCCUCCGGGACGGGAAGGGGACCCAUACAGUUUUGUGGACGAGUACAGCGGUCCGCCUCCUAGACCAGUCGAGGAGAUUCUUGGCCAGACGCAGCCCAAGAGAAGAGGGCGUAAACCAAAGCACAUAAAGCUUAUGGAAAAUGGUGCUGUGCCGUGGUAUGAUGACUGCAGUGUGCACGCCACGACAGCUGCAGGGGUACACGAAACACCUGAUGCAAUCAGUAUAAGCGGGGACCCAUUAGCAAUAGCUGCUGCUCAAGCUGCCCACGAAGCCAAGAAGCGCAAGUGGAAGCAAUUAGGACCUGAUGGCAAACCAGUCCUGUCGGUGGUCAAACAGCGGAAAAAAGUUGACCGAUUUGAUGGUAUCCCGGAGGACGAAGUGACCAAGAAGACGUUACCCGACCACCUAGGACCUAACCUGGAUAUAGUCAUUAUUGGAAUAAAUCCAGGUUUAUUUGCGGCUUACAAGGGACACCAUUAUGCCGGCCCAGGAAACCACUUUUGGAAAUGCUUAUACCUGUCUGGCCUGAUCCCCGAGCCACUUACUUCCGAGGAUGACUUCCGAUUACUGGAACAUGGAAUCGGCUUUACCAACAUUGUUGCUCGUACAACAAGGGGCUCGGCAGAUCUUACACGCAAGGAAAUUAAAGAAGGUGGACAGAUAUUAUUGUCAAAAUUGCAGCAGUUCCAGCCAAGAAUUGCAGUCUUCAAUGGAAAAGGCAUUUAUGAAAUCUUUUCUGGGAAAAAGGAGUUCACCUUUGGCAGACAACCGGAAAAGAUUGAGGGAACACGCACACAUGUAUGGGUGAUGCCCUCGUCCUCGGCUCGAUGUGCUCAGCUACCUAGAGCCCUCGACAAGGUCCCGUUCUACACUGCUCUGAGGAAGUUCCGCGACUUCAUCAAAGGAACACUAGACGAGCUGAACGAGGAGGAGAUUACCUUUGUGAACGUGAAGGCAAAGUCUUACAAAAUGGAACAUAGUGAGAAGCAGGAGCAUGGGUGUGAAGGGCAGCCCGGAGAGGUCUGUCCGACGGCUGACCCAUUGAGCUCACCCAUAGACGGAGACAGCAUGUUGACCAUCAAGGAGGAGCCUGAUGUAUCCACCAAGCUGGAAGGUGAUGUGGAUGAGGAUGAAAUUAGUAAAAACAUGCCCAAGACUCUCUUCAACCUGAAUGGGAUGACCAGAGAGCAGUUAGACUGUAUGGAUUGUCCCACAAUACCAAUCAGGAAAAAGCGAGGAAGGCCUAAGAAGACCCCAGACGACCCCAAUGCUCCACCCCGUCCUCGGCCACGUCCGAUGAACAUGGAUCCACUCCUGUUCAAUGGUGAGGAGCCCAUCAAGAAGAAGAGAGGGAGGCCGAAGAAGGUCCUGGAGGAUGGGACGAUACCCCCUCCCAAGCGACCGGGUCGGAAGCCGAAGGCGCUCAAGGAGAUGCUUGCUGCCCAGCAGCAGCAGCAUCCGCAUUUACAGCAGCAUACCCAGCACCCACAGCCCCAUCAGCCCCAUCAACCACAUCAGCCCCAUCAGCCACAUCAGCCCCAUCAACCACAUCACCCAUCAACAUCAUCAGCAGCAGUCAACACAACAUUAAGUCAACAACAACAAUCACUAAGUCAACAACAGCCUCCACAACCAGUGGGGAUGACGCAUAUGAAUGGCAUGAUGUCCCCAACGGGCUUUAGUCCCAACCCAGGUGCUCAGACUUUCUCUCCCCAGUACGGAGGCCACACCCCAGUGCAUGGAGGAGGGAGCCUCACCCCCAACCACAAUGCUGGCAAUCAGACCCCAGGUCACACUGCAGCCAUGUUACCAAGAGGGCCAACACCCCAGCAGCAAUUUGGCCAGUCACCUGGUUACUCCCCUGGUCCAGUGAGCAGUCAGCUCCAGCAGCAGCAACAGAGUCAGCAGCAGCACAGAGCAACACCUUACAGCCAAGCUGACACACCAUCAGAACUCAAGGUGGAAGAAGAACACCAUUUAGGUCUGUCUUCUCCUCCUGGAUCACCACUGAUGGCCCAGCCAGAUUUUGAGCCUCCUAGCAGUAUGCCAGAAGGAGACAUGUCUAUUGGUGCUUCAGACACACAGAGCUCAACAGCCCUAACCCCAGGUCAUCAGGAGGAUGGGAAGACGUCUGUACCAUUAAACUCUAGGGACCAGCCUCAGCUCACGCCAACCAUGCCUGGCCAGUUCUCAAACCCCACAACCCCUGUUGAUGGCAGUUCUUACCAGAACUACCCCUCUUAUCCUUCCAAUGCAUCACAUUCACCAUCGAUGGUCAAGCCUGCAGUACAUCCCGGACAGUCUCCAACCUUGGUGAAUAAGGGAGAUAUAGCGUCAAAGAGCUUGUCGGGCCUGGAAUCAUUAGUGGACCAGAUACCAAGCUUAAAUGAGCAUGAGACAAGCAGCCAACAUUCUGCUCACUCUAACUCUGCCCCCUGUUCCAACCCAACCACUCCUGGCCCUCCUGCGGGGUCCGCCCCGUUCAGUCCUGGCCAUGUUCCGCCCACCUCCUCUUAUCAGAGCUACCCAGGGGUCAGCAGCUCAGGAGCUUCAGCAUACUCCACCUCUCACUAUGGCUCCCCACAGUCCUCACACCCAUACUCCCCACACUACAGCUCCAACAGUACAAACCUCAGUACAAAUUUCAGUGUGAGCUCACUGGCCAAUAGCAGCAUUAGUACGACUAUGUCUUAUAGUAGUGCUUAUGAUCUGGGGUCUCCGCAAGCGUCGACCAGCUCAUUUAGUGUGUCAUCGUUGACGAGCAGUGCCCCUGCCCCCUCACCCUCCAUGUACAGCCAGUCCUAUUCUCCUGCUCCUCCAACUGCUCCUGGGCCACCUCCAUCUCACUCAUCAUACCCAGAUAUUAUGAGCCCCUCCAUGUUGGCUCCCACACCUCCCAUGGGCUCAUCAUUUAUGGGAUCCCCCAGUUUGAUGAGUUCACCCACACCAAUGAGCUCAAGUAUGGGUAGCUCCUCAAUGGGACCCAUGGGUGCUCUACACUCCUCUAUGGGAAUGGCAGGGUCACAGCUACCAUACCCAUAUUCACAAUAUAGUGAAGCUGCCCCAGGAUACCCCCCUCCUGGGCACUCCACGUUCCCGUACCCUCCCACAGCUCCUGGGUUCCAUGUUCCCUCCCCCCGCUUCCCCUACCCGUCCCCCUACGCUAACUCCCCCUAUACUCAAGGCUACUCCCAGAAUGCCGUGCUGGAGCGCAUCAAGCAGACCAGUAUGGGCAUGGGCUUUGGGGGAUUUUAAGGUGCAAGGAUAGUAACAAUAGAAGUACUCUGGUGUAGUGUACUAGCCGUGUAAAGGAAAUAGGUCUCACUGUUUCCCAUGCUCACUGUAUUGUCUCAGUGUCAGUUCCUUGUUUUAGCUUUUUUAUAUAUUUGUUACCCUAGAGCACCUGGUAAGCUCCACUUUCAUCUCCUCACUGUCAAGUGAUAAAGUGAAGGAGGUUGUGGUACUUGAAAGACUUAUUGUAUGUAAACUGUUCUCUGUGUGUGGAGAAGGGAGUGUUUGCUAAAUAUGACAGGGUAAUAAUAAUUGCUAAGCAUUGUGAUGCACUACAGCAGCACUCCUCCCCUCAGUGAACAGUGUCGACUGUUGCAUCACCAUUCCUGCGUUGUGCACCAAUAAUGGCCAGUGAUCUCAUGAGCCGUGUAACAGGCCGACUGACCCAGCCGCUUUGGGGCAGUUAUCAUCAUAACUAACAAACGCUAGGUACCACCUGCUUGGAUGGUCCCAACCACCUGCCAGGAAACGGUAGUCCCACUGCACUAGUAAAUCAGGGGACAAAAAUAAAAUAAAGUCCUUUGUAACAGUGAACCUGGGGACAAAGUCCUCCACAACAGUGAAUUGGGACUAAAAAGUCCUGUUAAAAGUGAACUAAAAACUGGAAGGUCCUGCCAGAAGUGAACUGAGCUUACCCCACGUGUAAUAUCUUGACAAACUUAUGUCCCAGACAGAAACUUGUGAUGUGGAGAUGUGUGUGUGUGGAAGUGAAAGAGGAAUUACAUUUGGUUUCCAUGAGAUUCAGAAAAAAAUAAUAGGUUUUGGCACCCAGUCCAGGAGGCUUGUGAAGAAGUUUAUGUGUGAGACAGUUCCUUCCAACAGAUAAUGUAAAGUAGCAUUAAGAAGCCAGACCCUUUUGUAUGGAGAGCACAAUACUCUUUUGGUGCAAUAUAGUCAUCAAUCACUCAUGCGCACAGUGUUGACAGAUGUUUUUGAGGAUAUUAACACACUUGUUUAUAUCUACCACCCAUAUUUGCAGUUUAAUGAUUUGUAGUGACAACCUCCCACCUUAAAACAAAAUUAUCACAGACUAUCUAAUACAGUUUGUGAAGCCAUGAAUUUUCUCAAGGGUACUUUCUACUUCACAGUAAGCUCAUGUUAAGAAUCUCAUUAUACUAGUUUCAGUGACCUCUGAUUGCUCAGAUAUACUAUUUGACUGUGUUGAAUUACUUUGAUAUUGACAAAUAAUGUGUAACAUUGUAAAGGCCAUGGCUUUGCAUCUGGCGUCUGUAUCCAAUUAUUGAUUGAUACGUAACUCUUGUAUCCAACUGUUUGAAACCUGGUGUCUGCCCACAAGCAGUAGACAGUCAGGGUUGUGGUGCCCAGCUGUGUUCCAAGCAUCAUAUAGCAGUAGAAAUUGGUUAUGACCCUUGAUAAUAAGGUGAACUUCAUUCAUCCAGUGACAAAUGAUUUGCUGUGGACAAAUGUAAAACUUGAUUUCCACAAUGCUCGUAAAUUUUUAUGAAGAGUACAUAUUACCCAUUUAAAAAAGACAAAAAACAAAAAGUCAAAUGUCUAUUGGGAAAAUUAAACGAGAACUAUUGUAACCAAGUUUUGCUAUUUGAUGAAGGUAUAUGUCAGCACAGUCUCAAAGCUGAGUAGAUGUAGGUAGUGUGUCAGGAAGGGAGGAUAUUGGUAGGCCAUCACUUGCAGACUAUGAUUUUUAAAACCGUUUCAAGCCAGAGUUAUGAAGCAAAGCAAUCACUCAUCACUGUGGUAGUCUUUUUUGUGAUAUAUUAGCGAGUCCAGUCUAGUUCAAAAGUGUCAGUGUUUCUCAUCACUCGAAUAGUUUGCAGGAUUUCAAUCCGGAUAUAACAAUACAGUUAGAGCUUAAUAAAUCACCAGUCCAUUUGAUUUCUUUUUUUGUUUUGUUUUUGUUUUUGAUACAAUAAUAGUUUCAGCAGGGAUGUGGAUGGUUGUACUGUGAGCAUAUUAUAGAAAGGGUGGGUUAAUGUGAAUAAUUAAUGUUAUUUUGGGGUGGGUUGUUGUGGGUCAUUUUUGGGUGGAAUGGUUGUAAUAAAUGUUGGUUGUAUGUAUGGUCUUUGUUAUCUACAAGAGUAUAUAUUGUUAGAUGUUUCAUUGGUUACAUAAACUAACCAGUUUGUAAGUCUGUACUGUAAUUUUUUUAGGGAAAGCCAGACUAUUGUAUACAUAAUGUAAUGUAUAGAUUUAUUUAUUAUUUUUUCCAUUUUUAGAGUUAACUUCAGUGAACAAAGGAAUAUUCGUCAUACAAAUACUUUUACAAUAGAGUUUUUAAAGCAUUUUUUGCCAUUUUCAUCUGUAUGUUGUUAAGAGAUUGUAAAUGUUUGCAUCAUUAAGGUUUUUUAAUGUAGCAGUUUACAGACCGUGCUGACAUAAUUUCACAGUUUACCCAGGAGUUUACCUGUAGCUCAAUACUGGAAAUAAAAAAGAAGAAAAAAAGAGAGAAGAAAGCAAAAACAAAAAAGAAGAACUGGUGCAGCUCAGGCAGCUAAAUAACCUUUAAAUCCAUUUCCUUCAGACUGCCAGCUGAACACUCCCGUAGCAGGUGCUCGAGAGGGUUCUGCCCCUUGUUAGUAUUGGCUCCCUUGAUUCCUACGAGUUUGCUUUAUCGUUUCCAUGACCCUGACAGAACAUAUCACACCACCUGCUUGAUGGCAAACAUAAUAACUGUUUGUAGGAGAAAUUAAAAUCAAAACGAUUGUAAUCUAUGCAAGUUAUAAUGUUUUGGCAUAAAUGUUUCGCCUCAAUGAACGUGUAAAAUUCAAUAGCUCAUCCACACUUCAGAUCAUAAUGACCGUAAAUACAUUUUUCAGCUGUGGCUCCAUUUUUUAAAAAAAGGAAUUAUCAUUUCAUUUUUUACAAUAUGUUUUAUUUUUCAUUUUUGUCUUUCUUUUUUUAAUUAAUUAACUUACUAAGCAAUAAGAAGAGAGAAUAUGUAGUAGUGUGCAUACUUUAGUGUUGACAACUCCUGUAGGUGUGGUUGGUGUGUAUGGGUGGUGGCGCAAGGUGCCCGCGGAGGCCAUCCCACCACCCCUUCUUAAACGAUCCCUCGGCCACCAGGUACCAUGUCUGCAACUUGACCACCACCACAGGUACCGCUUCUGAAUGGUAGUUGUGUGCACAGGCUGCCACUGGUGCACUAGUAUGACUGUGAUACUCUGCGUGUUCUUUCGGGUGUGCCAUGAGCAUGGUGGUUGGUGUAAGGUUUGUGUCCCGGGGUACCGCGGGAAGGGUCGGGUGGGCCGCACGAUCUCAUUGUUAAGGUGUUGUCCCCCCCGUGGCUCCAGGCCCCUCCCCCCACCCCCUCCCAGUCUUUCCCGUGGCGCCUGUGGUGGUGGUGGUGGUGGUGAGCCAGCGUUGGUGAUGACAGUGGUGGCUGUGGAGUUGCAGCAUCACCACUAGCACUCAUGGACAAUUCACUCCCCCUCCCCCCUUCCCCUCCCCUCCUCCACUCCAGCUAGCGGUCUCACCCAACCUCUCCCAGUACCUAACGUGUCUUGUUCCAGUCUUUUUCUAUAUUAGAAAUGUUCUUGUGUUACUAUUAAUGUGCAUUAUUUAUUCUCACUUAUUAUUAUUAUUAUUUUUUAUUUGUUAUACACUUUUAGAUAGUGUAGCUAUGUUUCUCACCCUCGGCUAGGGCCGGGGUGCAGCGCUGUCGCUGGUGACGUGUGUGGCACCGUAUUCCAUCCAUGACUAGUUUACCUCACGUUCCUCUCCGUAUUUAUAGCUUAUAUUUUGAGAGCAUUUUGUGUGUACAUAGCUUUUCUCCAUCUUCUAAUGCCACUCCCUCGGAAAGAAGAGCUGAAUCUCACUCUCCCCCCAAAGCCUCAAGCCCCCUCCUCUCCCCCUCCACCUCCCCUCCCCCACCCCUUCCUUGAACGGCUUCCCAUGACCAUAGGCUCGUGGCCGGCUUCUUCACACUCCGCUAAAUAGAUUUUUUUUUUCAAUGUAUAAAGUGACAACAGUAGGUUUAGGCUUCGACCUGGGUGGUAUUCUCAGCUGUCCAGGACUUAAUGAAGAGUUUUUUACCAGCCUGUGUUAGAUGUCCGUGCAGUUUUCAGUUUCUGUAUGAUGAUGAAAAAAUGAGGAUAGUCGCGUGUUGCUCUGAAGGUAGGCAGGUAUCCAUGUGGGUAGAGUACGUAAAUAAGUUUUGUAAUUUAUACCAGAUGUUUCAUAUAUUUUUAAAAUAUUUAUUGCCGUUACUGCACUUUUUCCGUUAUGGGCACGGAAGGUCUCUCUGCUUCUCGCUGUUGAGCUUUAAUGAAUCCAUUGUUGCAGCCUGAGAGGCGUGGGCGGGAGGCCAGCGAGGCGUCCCCCCCACGCCCGCAUCCCCAUGCCCAUGUACAACCCACACUGUCACAAGCAGGUUGCCACAUCUGUUGCCUACCUGCCUGCCAGCAGUAUGGCAACCUUAUGCCCUGGGAUGCUAUAUUAAGUACUCAGUUCUUUUGGUAUUGUUUUAAAUACCAGGUGUGUCAAUAGUGAGCAUUGUUAACAUGGUGGGCAUGGGGGUGCAGCUGAUGCGUGGCCAGCGGUGUGGGUGAGACGUGCAGGCCCACAGCGCGUGUGGCGUGGGUCACCCUCACCCCAGCAGGUCGCCUCAUCCCUCACUCAUCGCUCCGGGCCGGUGCCCUUCACCCCCCUGGGCAGCCAUCCCCUCCACUCCCCCCCCUCUCGCAACUGAUACCUGUGUUUUUAUUUGAACGAGUCUGUACAGUUCUUGUGUAAUGACUAGAAAUAUUACUGAGGAUAAUGAAAUAAUAUACAUGUGUUGUGAUUUCUCAAACAAAAUAAAUAGUGUGAAUUGUGUUCCUAA